This is a messenger RNA of Calliphora vicina (urban bluebottle blowfly), 3892 nucleotides long. It is a transcript of the gene subdued, whose product is annotated as subdued. Gene Ontology annotation, cellular component: plasma membrane. The transcript is spliced from 16 exons. Gene Ontology annotation, molecular function: chloride channel activity; protein dimerization activity. The record is from RefSeq and is a predicted model, not a curated record. The coding region runs from base 103 to 3798 and encodes 1231 amino acids. Gene Ontology annotation, biological process: chloride transmembrane transport. Lineage: Eukaryota; Metazoa; Arthropoda; Insecta; Diptera; Calliphoridae.
AAAUACUAUAAUAAAUUGCAAUGGCCUUAAGUUAACAACAAACAUUUAUUUAGCUUAAUUUAAUACUUGCCACAAAAAAAGUGUGAUUAUUUUUUACUUAAAAUGGAAAAAGAAAAUUAUAAUAAUUACACAGACAACAACGCUACAAAACAAGAUGGUAAAGAUGAUGAUGACAGAGAUGAAAGUGAAUCCCCAAUAACAUUGGCAGCAGCAACAAUGGCCAAUAAUCAGGAAGACGUUGAAAAGGAAAUGGCAAAAGAAAGAGAAGAUGACAAUGAAAUAAAUGUUGUUGUUGAUGAUGAUGCUGACAAUUUGUCAACAACAAACAAUAAUGUAAACAAACCAACAGCUGACAAUGAACCUGACGAAGAAGAAGAAAUAAACAAUUUACUAGCUAAGGUGCCGGCUAGCUCUUCAACUGAACAACAAAAUAUACAAAGUACCAGCGCAAACGAAAUGGAGGAAGAUGAAGAGUCAAGUUUAAUGGAGACCACUUUUGAACGUCCCUACACCGCCACUUUGGCACCCCUCGACAUGGAACUUAUAGAGAGACUUAAUAGAGAAAGAGAAUCGAAACGCCGUUCAAGCAGCUCAGCUGGCAAAAGAAGAGACAAUCGCUCUUCUUGGGCUCGCCAAAGUGUAGAUAGUACGAAAAUAGUUGCCACCAUGUUAAUGGAACGUGAACGUUUAAACUCAGAUGCCGGUCGUCGUGCUCAACAACUAAACGAAUUUCAAACCAUAGUUGGUGAUCGUACUCCAGCUGAUCAUGAUUCACAAAAGCCACCAUUGAUGUCAAUGACAAAUGCCAAUACAGCUGAGAGUUUUUAUGUAGACAGUACAACAUCUACAUUACUUUUACAAUCAGAGGGGGGCGAUACGUCACAAUCUGCUCAAAACGCAAAUAUACACAAUUUUACAAAACACAAUCAUUACACUAAUAACAUCAACAACAACCACACUAGAAAUCCUGCCACAACAUCAUCGACUUCGCUACAAAUGACGAAACUAGCACCAUUUGAAGAUCCACCCGAAAUUGAACUGAGUGCUCCAAAUGAUUAUAUUGAAAAACAUGAACGAAAUCCCUCAUUAUUCUUUGACGAUGGCAUACGAUCAAUUGAUUUUGUUUUGGUUUAUAAAGUUAAUCUGCAGCAACAAGUGAUUGAGGAAGAUCAUGUCGAAAAGCGUAGAGUAUUUGAGGCAAAUUUGGAGGCAGAGGGUUUGGAAAUUGAGAGGGUGUUCAAGGAGAAGGAACAUAUAUAUUUUGUUAAGAUACAUGCCACCUUGGAGGUAUUGAGGCGUUAUGCUGAAAUUUUAAAACUGCGUAUGCCCAUGAAGGAGUUAAAGUGCAACAUGAAUAAUUUAUCAAAUUCUAGUCGUCUACGUAAUAUAGUAAAUAAUGUCUCCAGAAAGAUACCCGGCAUGUCAGUAGUGAACCGCUCUACCCGCAGUGUAUUUUCUAGUCUUAAAGGUAUUUUCACAUUUUUCAUGAAACAUAUUUAUGUGGAUGAACGUCAUUUUCCACGGCGCACACAGCGUUUUACUGCCAUCUAUAGUCGUGAUAAGGAAUAUUUAUUUGAUAUACGCCAUGAUAACUUUUUUACACCUGCUGUUCGUUCUCGCAUUGUGCAAUUCAUAUUGGAUAGACAACGUUUUACACCGAAAGAUAAAGAUGAAAUGGCAUUUGGCAUAGAACGUUUAAUAGCCUACAAUGUAUAUUGUGCGGCCUAUCCUUUACAUGAUGGUGAGAUCUAUGAAAAGCAUACCAUGCGCCAUUCUUUAAGUACCAAUUGGGCUUCCAUUAGCAAAUGGUAUCGUUAUCAGCCGCUGGAUUAUGUCAAAGAAUAUUUUGGGGUAAAAAUUGGUUUAUAUUUUGCCUGGCUGGGGUUUUACACAUACAUGUUGAUGUUGGCCGCCGUAGUGGGUGUAAUAUGUUUUAUAUACUCCUUGAUUACUUUAAAGGAUUAUGUACCUGUCCAAGAAGUUUGUUCCGAAACUUCUAAAACCAAUAUUACCAUGUGUCCUUUGUGUAAUUGGUGUAACUUUUGGGACCUGAGAGAGACCUGUUUUUAUGCAAAAAUUUCCUAUUUAAUUGACAAUCCUAGUACGCUGUUUUUCACUGUCUUCAUGUCCUUUUGGGCCACACUCUUCCUGGAGCUUUGGAAACGUUAUUCGGCCGAAAUAACUCACCGUUGGGAUUUGACGGGUUUCGAUGUACACGAAGAACAUCCUAGGCCUCAAUAUUUGGCACGUUUACAACAUUUACCCAACACUCGCACGGACUAUGUGACAAAUAUUAAAGAACCCACAGUGCCAUUUUGGCGUAUGAAAUUCCCUGCGGCUGUGUUUAGUUUCUCGGUAGUUUUACUGCUAAUAGCCUUGGCUUUUGUGGCUCUGGUGGGUGUUGUCAUAUAUCGCAUGUCUAUGUUGGCUACUUUGAAAGUUGGCUCAACGCCCAUGACUACCUCAAAAGCUAUAAUGUUGGCCACUGCCUCGGCGGCCUUUGUUAAUUUAUGUUUCCUUUAUGUACUUAAUUAUUUAUACAAUCAUUUAGCCGAAUAUCUUACCGAAAAGGAAAUGUGGCGUACUCAAACUCAAUUUGACGAUUCAUUGACAUUGAAGAUCUAUCUGUUGCAAUUUGUUAACUAUUAUGCUUCCAUAUUUUAUAUAGCCUUUUUUAAGGGAAAAUUUGUAGGACAUCCAGCGGAUUAUCAUUUAAUAUUCGAUUAUAGGCAAGAGGAGUGUUCCUCUGGAGGCUGUUUAACCGAACUGUGCAUCCAGCUAGCCAUUAUAAUGAUUGGCAAACAGGCCUUCAAUUCCAUCUUAGAAGUUGUAAUGCCGAAAAUAUGGCGAAAAAUCAUGGCCAUAAAAGUGGGUCUCACUAAAUGUUUUUCCCCCAAAGAACAUGAUCAUCAUAAAGAUACCGAAAGAUGGUGGAGGGAUUUAAAAUUACUAGACUGGGGGCCAAGAUCACUAUUUCCCGAAUAUUUAGAAAUGGUUUUACAAUAUGGUUUUGUAACCAUUUUUGUGGCCGCCUUUCCUCUAGCACCCUUUUUUGCUUUGCUAAACAAUAUUCUGGAAAUGCGUUUGGAUGCCAAUAAACUCUUAACCCACCACAGAAGGCCGGUGUCGCAGCGAGUUAGAGAUAUAGGCGUCUGGUAUCGCAUAUUGGAUUGUAUAGGCAAACUAAGUGUCAUAACAAAUGGUUUUAUUAUAGCCUUUACCUCGGAUAUGAUACCUAGAUGGGUUUAUCGUGGCCUACAAUCCGAAGAUGGUUCAUUAAAUGGUUAUCUAAACUUUACUUUAUCAGAAUUUCGUACAUUUGAUUCACCUAAUAUGACUAGUUUAGCUAUUAAAUACAAUGUCUCCACUUGCAAAUAUGCAGAUUUUCGUGAACCACCUACCUCAGUGCAUAAAUAUUAUUUAAGUAGUACAUUUUAUAUAAUCUUGGCUUGUCGUUUAGGUUUUGUUGUGGUAUUUGAGAAUUUUGUAGCGUUGGUCAUGAUACUGGUGAGAUGGUGCAUACCCGAUAUGAGCGUGGAACUAAGAGAUCAAAUACGGCGAGAAGUCUAUAUAACAAAUGAAAUUAUUAUCGAACAAGAGGCCAGGAGAGCAAGAUUUGAACGCGCUAAACGUAGUUCUUCGAUGCGUUUACAAGAUUCCGAGUCCAAUACACCCGAUGCAAAUGACAGAUUUAUAAGAAUAGAACAAUUAUUGUGUAAUGAAUUGUCCCAGUCUCAAAUGGACUUGAUAAUACAUGGUGAUAAUGCCGAUACCGGCAUUCAAGGCGAAACGUGCUAAAGCUUUAUUUGUUAUAUACCCAUCCUUUAAUUUAAGCUCUAAAGACUUGUUUUAGUUACUCUUAAGCAUAAGAACAUUGAACAUCAUUAGAAAA